This is a messenger RNA of Porites evermanni, 1798 nucleotides long. The record is from the annotation of a GenBank genome assembly. Lineage: Eukaryota; Metazoa; Cnidaria; Anthozoa; Scleractinia; Poritidae.
AUGCUAAUGCAGUUAAUGUCACAAAAAGUAAGUUAACAACACUCUCACUUGAAAAAUAGUAAGGAAAACGCUCGUUCAAUGAAGUGUGAAGUACAACAAACCUCACUUUGUAGCGGUUUAAAAUCUACAUAAAAUGUAAAAGUGUGUUGACGCAAGCAAUCAAAAAGCGCUGAGCUGCACGCAGUAUUGAUUUAAGAAAGUUAAAUCUUGUAGCCUGUAGUAAAGUCAUGUAACUUCAUGGAUUUUGCAAGUUUACCGUUAUGCCGGAUACUGUUAAACUGCUUGUGUUUUGAACCAACCAAUUAAUCACCAGGAUCAUAUCUUAAGUUUCUUAGACUUUCUUGGUAUUAUUUUCUCGGACAUGCCUGACUCAUUAUUAUUAUUGACAUUAUUAAUUAUUAUUAAACAUUAUUACAUAACUAAUUUCCUCUCUUUUCCGUAGACUCAAGAGCGGACGAGACAUAUCAAAGAAAUUGCUCCCUCUUUACAAACAACGCUUAACUCGGUGAGUGCCUCUCACCGAUGGCUUCCUGCAUGCUUUUAAAAGUUUCAUUCUGCCACUUUGUGGCUAGCCUGAGAAAAUAACCGACGUCCUGGGGAUCAAGCAUAGAAAUUCCAUACUGAAGACGUGUCACUGCCCAGAUCUGUGUAGUGCUUCUGAUUGGUUAAAGCAAAUUUCCUUCGCGUUGCGACCAAUCAGAAUGCAUAGAUAGUGACACGUCAUCAGUAUGGAAUUUCUGCGCUUGUCCCUCAGACGUCUUUCCGCGGGGAAACCAGUUGGGGCGUGACGAAAUUGACGAAAUGUCGGUUAUCCUCUCAGGCUGCUUUGUGGUAGAGUAGGGCCACAUGGAUUACUGAUUUUUAUUAUUAUUAUUUUUUGUCAGCUUCUGAGCAAGGCCGCUACAUCCGAUACUGAGCUGAAGACGAAACAUGUUCGCGAACUGCUGAAACUCACAACGAAGUUUAUCAACGAAGCCAAGAAGACAGAAAAUGUGAGAACGCUUUACCAAGUAUAUGUCUCUUAGGUUUUAGAGGAGCUCUUUUCUAGGCGCGAUACCAGCUGCUGUUCGGGAAAUGAGCCCGCGCUCCUCCCCGCGCUCCCCGUCCCCUCCCUCUCGGGGAGGAACAAGACCGGACCCGAGAGAGUGGUGGAAAUUGAGCCUGCUCUUUUGUAGUAUUUCGGAUAUGAAAAAGAAAUUUAGUUGUUAUGGAAAUAAAACUCAUUUCGUUUGAAAGAAAAAAAAAACUUGAAAAGUUAGUUAAGUGAAAUUAAUGAACACCAAAGAGGUAGUAAACUGCAGCAGUUGAAAGAAAGAUUACCACAAACCUGAAACAAAACGUGCCAACACUCUCUCAUCAUUGUUUGAGAGCUGAUAUUGCGAUCUUUUGGCACCCUCGUUUAAAUAUUGCUGGCUGUAAGAUGUUAUUGAGUGUGGAUAAGAAUUUAAAUUCGAUUAAACUUUUUUUUGAACAUCACCUCAACGUUGCUGAUUUCUUUUAAUUUCUGCUCAAGCAGCUUGCAUUGUACCUGUGGCUUGUCAAGAUGCUUGUCUAUCACUGAGAUAUGUUCCAAACCGCUUUUUGUAUGUACUCCUGACUGGGUACCGCUUUUUAUUAUAAUUAUAGAUAUAAGAUCAUGUUUAAUGUUUUGGUUGUUAUGUUUCCUUAGGCGUCUGCCUUCUUAGAGAACGAUAAACUUAUGGGUGGAGUGACUCAAAUUCUAGAGAGUGAAUUAUUCAAAAAGUCAUCUGACAUCAAGAGCACUUGUAGUACAAUCCGCUCCAUUUUGACAGGGUAA